Messenger RNA from Hylaeus volcanicus, 5582 nucleotides. RefSeq names its product transcription factor Sox-9-B-like. Gene Ontology annotation, cellular component: nucleus. The coding region runs from base 2410 to 3693 and encodes 427 amino acids. Gene Ontology annotation, biological process: regulation of transcription by RNA polymerase II. Gene Ontology annotation, molecular function: DNA-binding transcription factor activity, RNA polymerase II-specific; RNA polymerase II cis-regulatory region sequence-specific DNA binding. The transcript is spliced from 5 exons. NCBI's taxonomy places the organism in Eukaryota, Metazoa, Arthropoda, Insecta, Hymenoptera, Colletidae. The record is from RefSeq and is a predicted model, not a curated record.
AGCAUUUGUUAGUAACAUAACUACUAUAUUUUUCAUUUCGAGGAUGUAACCUAGGACUGAUUAUAUUCUCGAAAAGAGCUCCUCGCAGCUCGAGAUCCCGUGGACGAGUGCAAGUGCGAAUUGCAACCAUCAACGCAUUACGGACUUGGUGCAUCGCCAGGAAAAUUGCACGCUCCUCCUUGAUGACGUCGUAACUGCCAACGACCGGUCGACCAAUCGCCGCCCCUGCGUGGGAGGGAGGAAGAGGUAGGAAACAGGAUGGAGGGAGAGACAUUGAAAGGAGAGGAUAGAUAGGUGGAGCGAGGAAAGACCCGAUUGGUCCUACUCCCAGAGGAUAUCGUAGCCAUGGAAACUCUCGGCGAUGAGGAGAGUCUACUUCCAAAUAAAUGAUACCAGGGGAGGGAUACCUGGAGGGGCUGAUAGUUGGCUGAGGAAUCGAAUGACUAGAGAGACGUUGCGUCAGGAAUUUAUUCGAUUCUUGGCAAUGUCGCCAUUUCUGCUCCAAAAGAGACACAGAUGACGAGAGGCGUUUAGUAAGUCGAUCGAGGAGUGUCCUUUGCGAUUCAAACUUUCCUUGAUCGUGAAACUGUGAUAUUUUUAUUCAAGUACUUUAUAUUCGAUUGUUAUUCAAUAAUACAUGUUAGUGACAUAUUCUUCGUUGUUUGAUUCGCAGAAACCUCAAGAGGUCUCGAAAAAUCUUGUUAUUUUUUCAGCGUCUUCAAUAAUUUAAUUAAUGUUUAAAACUGAUAUCUGUAUUCCAAGAAGCAAUAGCGUUCUAUUUCAAAUCUAAUACUUGGACUCAUUAAUGAAGUUUAUCUAGCAGGCUGUGCCUUAGACGUGGCUCUAUUGACUCACUAUGUAUUUACAAAUCUAACGAAACUUCAGUCUCCACAAACAGUUCAGUUUCUUGGUAAUUCGUAGACCGCGGAUUUUAUGCAUUUAUGAUAUGAACUAAUAUAAUAAAUACAUCCAAAACAUAAUCAAAAGGUAUGUGCAUAAUAAAAAAAAAAAAAACGCGUGCCAGUACCGAGUGGAUGUUAAAUAAUAGAUAUUUUUCAUUCUUUGGUAAAUUUCAAUAAAUCUGUCCCCUCCCCUAAUAAUUUCAAGGAAACUGUUCGCCGCUCAUAACAUUCAAGUCACCUUCCCCCCAGAUGUCUCGCUCGGACCUUAAUUACCUCGAAUAUAUUUCGAAAAGAAAAACUUUUCUUCUGGCUACAUUCUGAAUUCGGUCAUGCGCAUUGCUGACAAUGAGUAUUUAACCGCUCGGUCGAAAGUUCCUGGCGAAGCCGCGCGGUCGCGGUCCUCUCCUCUCCGUUCCUCUGUCCCUUUCCCCUCGACCACUCGCACGAUCGGGAAGCAACAAGUGUUAGUGUUAACCAGCUCCUCGCCGUCGCCCCGCCCCCAACCAGCAGCCGUGGUCGGAGGAAUCGGUGGAAACUGCCCUGAGGCGAUGCAACCACCUCACUCGAGCGCCGAUCGCGCCAGCAUCCAGAAAUCAUCCUCGUCGUCGCAUAUCGGUUUCUCUAUCGCGCUCCGGCAUUUCCUCGCUUGGAAAACGAUACCGUGCCGCUACUUGGACGCAUUCGACCAAAUCCUCUUCGUAUACGCUGAAACAAAGUGCCAAGGAAGUGCCAUCUCGGCGAUUUGCCGAUUUCCCAAGCCUCCGAACACCCGAUUCCAUCGAUUUCUCAAGGACAACGCGAUUUAGACACCUGUGAGCUACCGACGGUGUAGCGUUCAGUGAGUUUCGUGCAAAGUAGCGUCUGUGAUUCGGUGAUCAAGUGCUCGGGGCCUGGUAUCUUAAGAAGAUACGACGAGAUCGUUUCGUGGCCCAGAGAAAGCGGAAGCAUCGUAAUCUGCCGGCGGUGAGGAGAAAGAAGAUCGAGAAAAAAAGUGUUCCAACGAUAGUGGUUCCUAGAAAUCGAAGAAGCUUGGAAUAUAUUCGCAACAGCUUCGCGUGGAACGUCGGUGUCGCGGAGAGAGGCCUGCCGAUAGCGUAAACGAAGAAAGGGAGCAAAACGUUCGCGGUUGCACAAAGAAGAACAGAUUAGGAGUGCCUGCGGAGCGACCGCGAGGAAAAAAGAGGACCGAGAUCUCGAGCACAGCCUGACUAUGCGAUCCCGCGGCGCAUUUGUUGCUCCGUGAUCGAGUGAAAAAUUCAUUGAAACCCUGCGACGUCGAUAACUCGCGUCAGAGAAAACUACAGAAGGAGCAUCGACGUCGUGGAAAGAAGUUGGCGAAACGGAAGUGACGCGUGUACCAUGAUAAAACGGUAACUUCGAUCGAAGAGAGUUCUCUGGAUCGAACGAUGAACGGUGCGCGAUAAACAUUAUAGAUUCGGUUCGUACAAGUUCGUCGCGCGUUUUUUCCGUUUGUUUUCUCGUUUUCCCUGUCGCGAACAAGGACAAGAUGAAGGACGUAAUGGGAGAGACGUCGGGUACCAUUUCGUCGAGCAAUGCUGGUAAUAAUAGCAACGGUAACGUGAACAACAAUGGAAUGGCAUCCGCUGUUGCGGCAGCUGUCGGUGCCAAUGGCGGCGAAAAGAUCAGCGCGGCGGUCACCAAGGUUCUUCAGGGAUACGACUGGACCCUGGUACCAGUUGCUACCAAGGGUUCCGGCGACAAAAGGGCGGCCCACGUGAAGAGGCCCAUGAACGCGUUCAUGGUGUGGGCCCAGGCUGCCAGGCGAAUCUUGGCCGAUCAGUACCCUCAGCUUCACAACGCAGAGCUCUCCAAGACCCUAGGGAAACUUUGGCGGUUGCUCACUGACAACGACAAGAAACCCUUCAUCGAGGAAGCUGAUCGCCUUCGCGUGAUCCAUAAACGCGAACAUCCCGAUUACAAGUACCAACCCCGUCGACGAAAACAGAAUGGACCGUCUGGAAGAGAAGGCUCACCCUCGAGGAACCAAAGCAACGUCACCUUCAACGUGUCCAGGCUGAAGCAGGAGCCUCCCCUGAAAACGGAGCACUCUCUGAAACAAGAGGACAUGAGUCCCAGGGGCGCGCAGAGCCUCAACUCGCCUCAGAGCGGAGACAGCUCGUCUCCACCUACUACCCCCAAUCAAGGACUCUCCCCACCGACCCCUCCUACCACUCCUCGAGGGCAACAUUUCGUCAAUCAGGGCAACCAGCCACAGCAGAACAGUACCAUCUACCAGCAGGAUCUCGUGUUGACGUCCUUGAACGACUCUCUGCAUCAGCAGCAAUGCGGAGUCGACUUCCGGUACAUCCAAGGUGGCGAGGAGCUUCCAAUCGAGGAUGGCCAACUGAACGGACUGGGAACCCUGGGAGGUGUUGGUCUGAACAUUCCCCUGAAUCUACAGGAGUGCGAGGUCGAGAGCAACGAGCUAGAUCAAUACCUUCGACCUCAGGCGCCACUGGUCCACUCAUCUACCCCAACGACCACCUCAUCCCCGUGGAUAUUCAACAGAUACGAGGAGGAGGAGAGACCGAACAAACGGCACUGCUCGGAGCAGACGAUUCUCGAGUCGUCCUGGGACGACAGGCCCCAGGAGAUGGUCAGGUACCACGAACUCCAACCACCCUUGCCCUCGAUGCAGUACAUAUCCUCUUCCCACAACGCGCACUACUCGCACGCAGGUACGCAGAUGAGCCACCCCCACGUGUCAACGUCUUACGCGCAAUACCAACGUUACGUACCUGGCAUCGAAGCUUGGGCCCACUACAUGUAGAGUAAACCUAAUCUAAUAUCGCGGAGAGUAAUAGCACCAUGUCGCUAUCAGUCCAGUCACUUGACGAAAAUAUUCUUAUCAUCCAGCUGAAUUUUUUACACUUUCAUUUAAUCGUUGCAGACAAGGUGUAAAUAAAAUAGCGAAUCGUUGCGUGGAUUACAUUUUGUUCAGGUUCCAAUAGUUUUUCAGUUUUUUUGUGUAGGGUCAAUAGUUUAUAACGAUGAAAAAUUGGAAUGGGAGUGACUGGACUAUAUCGUUGAAGAAUCGUCUUUGAGCGUCCAAUCGGGGACGUCGGAAAAUAGCCAAAUAUGCGAAGCAGUUAACGAUUAAUUGUAGCGUUAGGUGUUUUAUGUUUAAGAACGCGAGAAGGGGGGGGGGGUAUAGUGUCCGUGAUUUUGUCACACGAACAGCGCAGAAACUCGGUGGCUACUUCGUUUCAGGAAUGCUUGAAGUCAUCUAAAAAGCAAAUACUCGAGCAGGAGCGAAUCUAGACUUUCGAAACGCGAAGCUUAUGAUUUUUAGGGAUGCUUCUCUUUUAUCUGAAAUGCUUUUACUAUGGGACAAAUGUUAUUGAUCAGUGGAAUAAUUAUUAUUCCUCCGAUAGUGGAAAUAAAAGUUAUAUGUGAAUAUAAAUUUAUUUAGAAACUAUAUUAUUUGAAAUUGUUUAAUAUGCAUUGCUUCUUUAAAAAGAAAAAUUCUUCUUUUUCUUUAGAGGCUCUAAUAAUUUGAUCAGUGACUUUAGAUAAUCAAUCAAUAUUUGUUAAAUCGAGUAAAUCACAGCUUCGAAGCUCCUGGGUGCCAUAAACUUCGCUAGUUGAGUCAAUGCCAUCAAAAUUCGAGAAUCUUCGAGUUUCUGAUGUCUGACCAUAACAUCAUCAGGCAAUACGCGUUACAGGGGAUCGAGAAAGCGAUACGCGUUCGCGUGCACGGCAUAGCAGAGGCACGAUCUUACUCCAUGACAUCAUUCCAUGACAGCCGGCCAUUCCAAAGCGCAGAAUUUCAGGCUAAAUAAACAGUCCGCUCGAUACGGUGCCCCGCGGCGAUCCAAAUAUAAUAAGUAUAUAAGGCACGAACUAUAAACUGACCGCUAGCGAAUCGUGCAGUUUGUUAUGCGCCACGUGUACCAAAGUGUACGGCACACUCUUCAAAUAAACUCGCGAAACUCGAUCGGUCGCAAUAUCCACGUGGCGGAGAUUUAUUUGAAACUAGGAGGAAAAACGGGUGGACCUUGAACCCGUCUUCGAGGAUCGAGUUUGCAUCGUGUAGAGUCGCUAUUGCACUCGAAAUGCAUCGAAAGCUUCUAAUGAAAAGCAUCUAAUGAAACACCAAUGAUUAAUUUAUUAUCAUAUGUAUAUUUAUUAUUGAGAUCCACGAAAAUCCCAUUUCAUUGUUAAUUUUGAAAUCGAGGAGAUGUCCAUCUUAAUCGAUAUUAAUAACGUUUUAUUAUUUACAAUAUUAUUCAAAAAUUGUAACAUAAUAACUUAGUUAUCAAAGUGCACGCAAAGUUAUUAAAGAAAUCAUACAAACCAAAAAGCUGUUUAUCUACCAUUCGUUGGAUAAACCUUACAUCCAGAUUAGAGAUUGUUCAUCCCUGACAAUUUUGUAAUUUAUCCAAAAAGGGAAGAUCGUGGCGCCGUAUCGAGCUAUCGGCAACGAAUUCAACGACUAUCAAAGCACGCUAGGUCACGUAAUUAACGCAGAUGCUUAACCUCUAUUCGUUACUACGCUGACAGUCGUGCUUUUGUACUUAGCAUAUUUAUUUUACCGCGUAUAAAGAGCCCACUAAAGCGUAGAUGAUCAGUCGUAAUAUGUGAGCGUUAUUACGAGCGUUUAAAGGCUAAUUUAUACACAUAAGUGUCCGACGAUGUAUUCUAAUUUUUAGGAAUAAA